CUCGCCUUGUCCCAAUCUUGUCCCGCAAUGGAUUAUGGCUGGCCACCACCGGACGCAGCCACAUUCUCUUGCAUUGUGCUGUUUCCAUGGCACCGUCUUGUGACCUCUUAUUGUCCUUGGUACAUUAAUGCGGUGUAGUGUGCCACUGCCGUUUCCUAUCUACCCGCAACCUGAGGUCCUGCACCACCACUGCCCUACUGCGACUACCAGUUCCCUAGCUUCGCUCUCCCGCUUCUGACCACGCUAUGUUGAUCGAUCAUUACAACCGUAUCCAGGCUCUGAUGAGCGUCGACCCCUUGGAUAAGCUUCGAGUAUACCUCUCGCAGGUGAUCCUCCCGCCCAUGAAGCUCGCACCCAAGGCGCCAGCAUUGCCACCUUCGGGCCAUCACUCGCAUAAGAAUGUGCUCUCCGUAACUCCUCAGCAUUACCGGGUGCUUGAGAAGAUGUAUCAGAUAGACUUUGCGUCGUUCAAGAAAGGUGCGAAGGAAGUUUUGAACAUGCACGUCACACAGGACAAGCUCCAGAUGCUCGACCCGGAAAACGUCGAGAAUGUAACGAUGCCUUGCCCUCCUAGCUUUCAAUUGCCAGCGCCUUCGCCCAAAAAGCCCACGAAUCUCGAACAGUUGUGCCGCUGGAUCUCUCUAUUUCCCCUUGACUCCGCCCAGGCAGUGAUGCACAACGUCUUCCCCCAAACGGAAGAUUGGACGUUCAGUCAGGUCAAGUCUGACAUCGACGAAGACAUAUUCCAGUCUUAUAUUUGGAGUCCGACCGCCACCGCUUCGGGCGUGACGGAUGGCCUGGGCUCGGUGACCGUAUUUGUACAACCUCCAUGGAUACUGUCACCGAAGGACUUUGAGUCCUUUGUGUCCUGCGAUGUCCUUCGUCGCGUCGAUGACUUCGCGCACAUGGACGAAGAUGAUAAGACCUACGCCUACACUAGCAAGGAGAGACUCUGGGCGAAGAUUUGGGACGAAUGUCAGCGCAACGGGUCCCACUACUUCGUCCUCACGACUUACUGGGGAUGGGUAUUUGGUGUGUUCACAGCAGGUCGAACUGUGGGACUGAUCUCGCAUGUCAUGAGCGAUAGUCAGUCAUUCCCAACAAUCUUGGAAAGCCUCGUCUAUUGGCUGUUGUCUGCCAUGGGUAUCAAGGGAGGCUGGGAAGUACCAGAGGUUGCCGAACCCUUUAACCCAUCGGUGCGAAACUUACCCGUGCCACGUCCUAGCCAAAGGAUCCACGCCGCACCAUCCGAGUCCGAGUUCUCGGCCCAUAGCAGUGCACGAGUCUCGCAAUCAGACGUCGAUGAUUUAGACGAACAACUGACUGUCGAACAAUAUCUCACGCAAGGGUACUCAGCGGGCGCGCUUCUAAACGUGAACCCAUUCGCACCACCGACACGCUAUCGAGGGGAGAGCAAUAGGGGUGUCCAGAAUUGGAUACCUUACGUCCGCGCGCCAUCGCCAUCACUGACCGAAGGCUCGGAGCUCUCCGCAUCGACCAUCAAGGACUACGGCGACCACGAGUUCGAGAACGGCCACUGGAUGACGCAGGAAGGGGGUGUGUCCAUGACCUCGCAAAUCCAUUACUCGUAACCACCUCCCAGCCCGGUAUCUAAUCUUACACUGGCAUUUCAUCCACCUCAUCUUGAUGUAUUGUAUGCAUGUACAUUCACUGUGAUCGACGUAGAUCGUGUAUCGUUCCCUUUCCACCUGGUCGAAGCAGAGUGUUCGGUUUCGCUGUAUAGAAUCGAUGUGUCGAGCAUCACAAUCAUAGAUGAGAUAGAGUACAUGCGUGUGGAUGUCCGAACGCUCUGGCAUCCAGGAAUCAAUGAAGUCCGGACUCCGGUGGACUCGGAGUUGGUCAACGUUA
Messenger RNA from Rhodofomes roseus, 1869 nucleotides. RefSeq lists its product as uncharacterized. The transcript has 8 exons. The record is from RefSeq and is a predicted model, not a curated record. Bases 246 to 1592 code for a protein of 448 amino acids. NCBI's taxonomy places the organism in Eukaryota, Fungi, Basidiomycota, Agaricomycetes, Polyporales, Fomitopsidaceae.